Lytechinus variegatus (green sea urchin) is the source of this 1951-nucleotide messenger RNA. Its product is annotated as growth hormone secretagogue receptor type 1-like. The coding region runs from base 1113 to 1808 and encodes 231 amino acids. Gene Ontology annotation, cellular component: membrane. The record is from RefSeq and is a predicted model, not a curated record. NCBI's taxonomy places the organism in Eukaryota, Metazoa, Echinodermata, Echinoidea, Temnopleuroida, Toxopneustidae. The transcript has a single exon. Gene Ontology annotation, biological process: G protein-coupled receptor signaling pathway. Gene Ontology annotation, molecular function: G protein-coupled receptor activity.
CCAAGCCCCACCCUCAUCUGUACCAGUGUCGUAUUCAGGGGGGGGGGCAAUCAUGUAUCAUUACAGAUUUCAUUUGCAGAAAGAUAGUAGAUUUUACCAGUCAUCAUAAUAUAUUAUCAUCACAUAUUCAUAAUGGACAAGGCGUGUGACAUUGAGAGCCGUUACGGAGCCUUUAUUCGUCUAAAUUAGAAAUACAACAUAAUAGAUAUUUGCAAAGGAUUGCAGGCUGCCUCUCUAAAAAUAUCAUCUUCUUGAACUAUACUUCAAUUUGCCGAGAUAAUGCAGACGUCGUGACGUAAAAAAUGUCGUCAUUAUAAGCGCCUUUCUUUGAUAUACGUUCACAGUGAUGGGCAAGGAGAUGGGUCGUAAAGAACACUAUAAAGAACGCUCAGAUUUAAUGACAGUUUUUUUAAUAUACCUAUGAAUGUUUAACGAGUGAUUCUCAAAAUGGAGAGGAGGCGCACGUGCCUUGCGCCCUCUGUAUGGAGCCAUUAUACUGAGAGUGGGUACAAUAUCGUUUGAAAGCUGUGGUUCUGACCAGAUUCUGAUCAAGAUUCGAAGGCACUCAGACGCAUCAGAAGAUUAACAGAAGAAAUUGUGCCUUCAACGGAUAUCUGCUGAAGAGGAAUCAUCAUUGUCAUGGAAACUCUGAAUGUCUUUGGAGACGCAUCUCAAGGACAGAGUGCUCUUGAGGGCACCAUAACGCUGACGACAAUAGUAUAUGACUACCAGGAGAGUAAAGAAUCAAUGACUAAUGUAGUAAAUGAAUUAGACGUUCGUCAUUCUAACCUUGGACCGUGGUCCUUCCGACCGAUCACAUGGUCUUGGUGGAUCAUUCUUCAACUGAUAACCGCGAUUGUUGGCAUCAUAGGAAACGGACUCGUGAUGAUGGUGCUAUUCCAAAGAAGGUCAAAGCAACGCUCGACCGAUACCUUGGUUGGAGGGCUAGCUACGGCCGAUUUUCUGACAUCCGUCUUUGUGAUCCCCGUUCCCAGGGCGGGAAGGGUUCCUUUGACCUGGCUUGGUGAGGUUUAUUGCAAGAUACAAGAACCGAACAUCCCCAGAGAGAUAUCUGUGUAACAGCGUCUAUCUACAUCCUGGUCGCCAUAUCAAUGGAGCGUUACAUAGCCAUUGGGCAUCCGAUCUAUUUCAACCGUAUCCUGACGCGUGGACGCGUGGCAAUAUCCAUAGUCAUCAUCUGGUUAUUUGCCAUCAUUACUUCUUUUCCUCGAGUUUUUACCACCAGUGUCCACAACAUGGACACCCGGAGCACAUCGGGCAUCUGUGUGUACAAAUAUGCUAACCAAGCCAGUCAGGUCACCCUCUCCGUGUUUCUCUUCUGCCUCAGACUUUUAGUCCCAACGAUGGUCACGUUCACAACGCAGAUCCUGAUAGCCAGGCAUCUCUAUCGACAUGCUCGCACAUUUCAAAGGCAGAACAACGCAUCGUUUCAUGGUGUUGCUCGGCGUCGUGUUCUCAAGUUAAUGCUGAUCGUCAUCGUCACCUACAUCAUCUGCUGGGGACCAACUCAAGUCGCCACCUUUCUCUUCUUCUUUGGAGUUCUUCCUCCGACUUUCAGAAAGAGUCGAGGAUGGACGCUCCUCUUUGUCCUAUCACUUUUCAACUCCUGUGUCAAUCCUAUCAUCUACGCCAUCAGGUUCAAAGAGUUCAGGGAGGCGGUAUUCUCCAUGUUCAGGAAAGAGAGGCGUCCUCUGACCGGAAUAUUCGAGCAGGAAAAACAAAAGAGAAGCAACGACCGUGAUUCGCCCACCGGGAUGCAAGAAGGUGGAAGUUCCUCGACAAAAUAAUAUGGCAAAUCCUCGAAUUCUUCUGGUGUUACUGGUGCUCUUGGCAUCGCAAAAAUUCGUCAGCAGUAAACCAAUUACAGUUUUGCCUGAAUAUUUCUGUUGAUCCUUUUUAAAAUGUUCUCUUUUAGCUUUGAAUAUUCCUU